Messenger RNA from Spirometra erinaceieuropaei, 21525 nucleotides. The record is from the annotation of a GenBank genome assembly. Lineage: Eukaryota; Metazoa; Platyhelminthes; Cestoda; Diphyllobothriidea; Diphyllobothriidae.
AUGGCCAUGCCAGUGUUUCCGUCUCUCGGUGAACUUAUGGAUAUGCAACUAACCAACCACAUUUUCCGCCGCCCAUUUUACUUUUCUGUCAGCACCCAAGAAUAUAUGACACCCUGCGCAAUCGCGGUAAAGGGUUACUAUCCGAGACGCCAGGAGGACUGUGAAAUCAAUGUGAGUCUCUUGUUUAUCACCUACGAACUCCUCUGACUCUUUAAUUAUGUGUGGGCGUCCUUAUGAAUAUGUCAAAACGUUAUCGUCCAUGCACACUGUCGUGUUUGCGACCAAUGCAAUCGGCUUUUGCCCUUGCAUACUAGUUGCCUGAAGCUAGAAGAAAUAUACUGUACCCAAAACUUAGCAAAACUGACGGAAACUUAACAGAAUGCCCAUGUUUUUAAGGCACAGUGCGGACACUAUCUCCUUUUGACCGGUCUUUUUAAUAUAUAAGGAAGGACGCUAAUAAAGCGCUUAUGUCGCCGAUGUUAGAGAAACUAUUGCAACAGUUUUUGGUAGAUGCGCUUAACAGGUAUAUUGGGAAACUUUUAAGCAUUUGACAGGUGCCUACAAACAGGUUCGUCGUGUUGAUUAUUUCAAGGCACUGCUCUGUCAUUUAAGAUUGCACGUAGAGAGAAGGUGGUAAGGAAAAGGGCAUACCAAGGGUUUAUGCUCCGAGUAUUUUUUGCACUUAAUCUAACAAAGCUCAAAGCAGAAUGGCAUCCUCCUAUCCUCGGAUUAGCAUUUUUCGACAAAAGUCUGAAGGUCUGGUUUUCUACCCGUUGAAUGUCUACUCUGCCUCCCUCAUUCACUGAGAGCUCAGCGGAACACCAGAACUUGUUCUGAGCACUCUAUUCGCACAAACAAACAGCUCAAUACCAAGGUAUAUUUUUGACAAAAACUUAAAGCUUACUUUCAACAAUCCUUAUAUGAAUUGUCCGUCGUCUUACAUUAGUCCUUCUCAUGUUUCACGUUAAACGCUUGUUCAGACGACGCCUGUUCGGCUUAUCGGAUUGUCAUGCAUCGUGGGUCCUACUUCAUGUUAUAAGCUGCUUGAACUUGCUAGUCACACUUAAGCGACUGGAUAUCGCCUGUGAGCGUUUGACGGACGUCUUGCCUUGACAGCUGGAAGCAUGACACUGGUUCUACCCUGUUUUUAAGCUGCCGGGAACGGCAGGAUGACAGUACAGACGGAUAGGUUCUGGCCUGUUCCUUCUUCUUCCAGCGUGUCCGCCAGCCUCUUCCAUCCCUGAAGAUCCUCCUGUGCUCCCUUUUCCUCUCCCCCCCCCUCACAAAGGUCAAUGAUCAUCUCUGCCUGCUUAAGCGGCUGGACAGGAACCACUACUGGGUGCACAACAAGCAAACUAAGCGCACGGGACGGGUGCCUGCUGACGUUCUAGACAUUAUUGUCCCCCUUCCUGACGCAGAACCGAUCGAAGAGACAGAAAACUCUCCUUCUCCAGUCACGGUGGUUCCGGACAUAAAUGUCAGUCCACGCAGCGAUGGCAGUCCUGUUGUGCAGCCCGCGGUACCGAAACCCUUACCAGCACGUUUGCUGCGGACGGAGAAACUGCAAGACCCUAAAUUGCCUUUGCCUUGCAUAGACGAACUGAGGAAGAGGCUGGUACGUCUUACUUCCCUUUUGCACUUUUGGCGAUAUCGUUAUUGCGCUUCACAUGGAUGACCUUUUUCCUUUUUUAGUCCACGAUGAACGAAAGGUGAGUUAUCUUCACGCUGAACUGGAUGAGCUGUUUGAUUACUUCAACAUUCGCUAUAACUGCGUGGUAAGGACAGCGUGUUCUUUCUGCUUAUUACCUGGUACUUGAUGCGCCUGUGAUCAUGCCUGAUCUUUUCGGCCUCGUUUAUGUCAAGUAUUGUACCUCUCCACGGGGGACGAUUUGCGUCAGCAAAGGAAACCGAGUACCGAAGGUCCAAGAACAACUUUCAUAACAACGGACUUUGUCGAGCGAAGUCUUGAUUUGGCCUCCUCUUCGACGUCUCCAGGUGGGCGACAGCGUCGGGUCGAGGCCAGUAGAACUGAGCUCGCGUGGCGGACGGCGAAUAACGCUCCCAUACCACCUCGGUCAUCUUCCUUGGAUGACCGAAGAUACCCUCGCGAUAUCGUCGCAGCGAAUGUAGGCUGCCCCAUUUGAGACUAAGUCAGUGUGCUUCACUCGAAGGCUAGUUCCCAGGCAGUGGUGGUCAAAUGCCUCCAGUCUUCGAUCAUCUUCUACGUGAAAGGCCCAGCAUUCGCAACCGUGGAGGAGCACCCGCCGGACGGAUACACGGUACACGCGGAUCUUCCUGGCGGUGGAGAUGUUGCGUCAGGUCCAUCGGCACUUUCUAAUGAGUAGCAAGACCAUGUGAGCAGCAUCGAUUCGGGAGACAAUGUCGUCCUUACUCAGUCCGUUUGGCAGCAGUCUCGUGCCGAGGUAUUUGAAACCGUCUACUUCUUCGAAUUGGAGGUCAUUAAUCCCGGGGGUGCCUUCCCCUGGUCAGGGAUGCAACUCGAAAGCAAUGUGGUCUUCCCAAUGUUUGUGAAUUAGCCGGCGGAUAUGACGUCUUUAUGCACGCGUGGUCCCGUAGACUGCAGAUCACCAGAGCACGAGACUAGAAAUGCGAUAUUGUCAGUGCAAUCUAGCUAAGUCAGCCGGCAUCCGCGUGCUAAUUCCACAUCGUCACAUUCAUGUUGGGCUUUUCUGAGAAUUCUGUCAAUGACGUCGUUCAACAAAAUGGGUGUCAGGAUGCCACCUUCUCGAACACCCUAUCGGAGGUCGGACAGGUGGGACAGAUCGCCAUGGAUGAGAACUCGCGCAAUGGUUAGCGAUAUAAGGCCUUGAUCAUGGCGAUGAUUUUGGACGACACGCCAUCUAGUUCCAUUAUUCACCACAUGGACUCACGACACGAAAUCGGACACAGCCAGAAAUCAACAAAGCAGACGAUCGUCAGCUGCUGGUAGCCAUGACGGAACUCUAGAAUACGUCUCAGUGUGAAUAUCUGGUCUGCGCAUCCACGCGCAGCCCGGAAUCCGGCUUGGUUGAUCAUCGUUCUAAAGUCGGGCACAGACGGCAAUCGUCUGAGAACAAAAGUAAAGACCUUCGCAGCGACAUCAAUGAGUCUUAUACCGCAGUAGUUUUCCCACUUUGUCUUAUCCCCUUUCUUGAAGACAGACACAAGGAUGCCCCAGCCCCAAUCACAAGGAAUUACCUCAUCUCCCCAUGCUUGCUCAAUCAUCUCAAGAACCGAGAGCACCCGGGCUUUGCUGCAAGAUUUAUAAUUUUGUCAGGAAUCCCGUCCUCUAUGGGCGUCUUCUGGUUGUGUAACCUCUGUAUCGCAUCUGGAACUUCCGUCUCAAAAAGGAGGGUCGUACAACACUGCAUAAACUAGAGCGGGAUAAAACUCCGCUGUAGAGGAGAUCGAGGGUGUGAUGGGUUGCUCAUCAAAGUAUGGAAGGUGCUCGAAAUGCCCAUGUCAGUGAUCGAAUUUGACCGAAUUUCCAGCAAUAGAGCCAUAUUUAAAUUGUGGAUGGAGUCAUUAAGUGUUGAAGACUCGCAACUAACUUGACAGAUAACUUGGUGUAGUUUGUGAAUGUCCCCAACGUUUGAGGCCUGAUUUAUGGAGGUCUUUGUUUCAUCCAAAUAUUUCUGCUGGUCAUGCCUAGCCGACUUUGCUGCCAUUUUCCGGACUUGGUGGGAUUAAGCUUCGUUGCGCGACCCGGCUCGAGCCAUCUGCACAGACAUCUGCGGGUUUGUUCCGCUAAUCCAGUCACUGCGUCGCCGCUGGGUGAAUCCAAGAAUUUUAUCGGCUACUCCAUUGACUGAGACUUCAGUAUUAACCACUGGCCACUACCUUUUCUGUCGGCUCGAGUCGUAAGACGGGACAGGGUUUCCGUUGACGGGGCCUUGUCAUUGCUGGGUUGUUAAUAUUUUGAGACAUCAAGGCGUCUUGCACUUGAUAUUUUUGGUGUAGAUGAGGAAUGGGCUUUCGGACGUUUGCGGACAAGGGCAUGGUCAGACCUAUGGACGUUUUCAGUUCCGACACCGUGCAUCAAUCUGCUACCGUGGACUCAGCUGCGGAAUAUGAAACCAACUAGAGUGUGGCCGAUUUGACUGGUUAUAUGGCCGUCGUUUGAAGAUCAGACUCGCCGAUCUUUGUAGCGGUCCUAGAACCACGUGUUAGUGUCAUCGUUGCGAACCGCAAUAACGGACUCACAGUCGACUGAAAAGCGCUUAUUCACCGCUUAAAAUCCUUUUCUCACUACCUCUUUUGAUGCUCCUCCGCUUCCACCAAUUACUCCUCAGCGAUUUUUUAUGACAUUCUGAUGUGCUUCUGGUGGUCGUUCCACCAGACUUCCAUAUUAUUACUUUGCCACCUUCUGUAUUUGCCGCAGUAUAAUUUCCUUGCUGCACGGUUCCCCAGCCUCCUUUGCAAAAUGGUUAGAACUCGCCGCCUCCUUUCGUCGGAUAUGGAUAACAGUAAACUUAUGUUGUAUUUGUAGUCGCGGAUACGAGGCCUGUGUAUGGGUUGGAGGGGUUUAUUACCGCUUACUAAUCUCCAUUCCAGUGUCUUUUUAUGUGGAUUGGGUGGGGGUUGAGCACCGGUCCUUUUUGGAAGUUGUGUCCGUCAGCAAUGAGGGUUUAUCAAAGGUGAGGAUUUUCGGUUACGAUGUCAAAUGCCAGAGGUCUUCACCGUUAGUUUAAUCGUUGCAAGCAGCAACGAUUUGCUGGUAAAUUGGCUUAUAAGGAAACAGGCUUGCGCCAUAUCUACCUCACGCCCUUAAUGCUCCAUUGGUAGGUUGAUUUAAGCCGGCUGGCGAUUGGGUUGGACACAGUGACUGGUGAAUCUGAAAGCAGAUCUGCGUGUACCACACGCCUUUGUCCAUAACCUCACACAAACGAAUCUUCUGAGUAGAAUGAAUUGCUCACUGGUGAGCAAUUCAUUCUCCUCAGAUUUCCGACCCGGAUCUCUUACUUUUGCUAACCUAAACGAAUCUUCAUUCAGAGGGUCUCCGAUCUCUCACAGAAGAUUUCCCAACAGGGCCACAUUUGAACCUGGUUAUUUUAAUCUUACCCUCGUUUCAAAGGGGACCGUCCUAUUCCGCCAGCUGGCAACCUUCUAAGACUUGAUUGUUGGCGCGUCGCAAAAGUACAGUUAACUGCUUAGAGAGAGAGAGAGGAGCCUCAUGGUGGGCCCACGUCUCGUUUUCGUCUCCUAUGCACCAGUGGCCUGCCUAACAUAUCAGCCGACUGGUAGGGACGUUAAUUACGUGAGUCCCUGCCUGACUCUUUCCGCGCAAUAACAUCCGCAGAUGUGGUAUACCACCCGUCAGCGUCGCAUGAUAAUCAAGAAAGCGAUGAACAAUUAUUUGUGGCUGCUGCCUUAAAGAUAAGACUGAAUGACCGAUCGCUGUGUCUAGAUGUCCGUCUACACUGCGGACAGGGCAAGCCGGUCAAGGCUCGUGUCACGGGUUCUCCAGUCGCGCUGCAUCAAAUUCGCAGGUUUUCGUCCGACUCGUUGUGUGGUGGGAAUGUGCAACUGCACCUGAGACAAGUUUACGCUGCACUUGUACGGAUAGUGCUUUCUCUCUGUCCUGAUAGUGUAUCUUUUACACCGAAUCCAAAGGUGUCCAACAAAAUCAGUCUUUUUCUCAGCUGCAAGUUGGGAGUGGGGACACGUCCUUAUCAAGUCGGUAAUCAUACGACCAGUCUGUUAAUGAUAAGACUCAGGCUUCCUUAAAGUUUCAGAGGUCCAAUUCGAUCAGGGUGAAACAACUUUUUGUUCGACUGAUUCUGCCUUAACGGUCUGGGUUUUGUAAAGACUUCUGUGAUAGUAACCCAAAUUCGUGCGUUUGUUUGGCCCUUCGGCUUCACGUUGACUGCAUUGUCGUUGAGUAGAUUGAUGCGGUUCUCUUCGGUUUCGUGAAUCACUGUGUCGUCCAUGUUGACUUAGAACUGCAGUUUUGGGGACGCCAAACAUUGUUCCAAGGCGACGUUUAAACGUUUUAUUCAGGUUAGGUUGAUAACGUUUAUACUGAUGGUGCUACAGUUUAGUCUAACAAAUAAAAUUAUAGGGCACCUUUUGUCUGCCAUUUUAUGCAACGACGUCUCUUGUUAAACUACUGUAAGGCCGUGCUGUGGUUGUCCAAACAAUUACAGUAAGCUUGAUUUCCAACGAUUUGGUUAUUUCUUUCAUCCCCGAUACACGGUUUUUUUCGUAUCUGGGGGUAUGGACUGUAGUUUCAGUAUAAUGUGAAGGGGGAACCCAUCGACAAAUAACCUGUGUUUAUAAAAUGAAAUGGUGCACUGCAUUUACUACUUUCUAAGCAAAAGCCUUUGCUUCUUUCGGAACCGUCCACGCUCCGGACGGUUGUUUUUGGUUGUAGCUUUUGGUCUAAACCAAGUGUGAUUGAACUAGCAGAUCGUCCUCUCCCGAACAAGUGCGGGUAAUUGUUAAGGACCCUUUCCACUACCCUGUCCGUCAUAGAGAUCAGGCAGAAAGGGCAGCAAUCUGACAUACUAUUUGGUUCUUCCAACCGUCAGUAACAUAUGAGUACCAACCCUCCCUCAGUAUUUGAGCCACGGUCGUGUGACACCACAUCACCUGCUCCUCACAUUCUCCAAUCCAUUUCACAUUGUAGUGGUAUUGAUCAACUGGAGGCAUCAUCUCCCACCGAGGGAGUGGACACUGAGUCAACCGAUGAGCCAUCUCCUGGAAACAACAGUUCGCACGUAAGUGCAGCUCCCUUGUCCAACACAUUUUUGUUUUCUUUCUGUCGCACUAUUUGGGUGCCCGAAAUGGAUUUGUUGCGAUCGUAGAUGUACUGUACGUUAUUUGGUGCUUUCCAUGUGGCAUGGUCGCUGACACGCGCAAACGAGCUGUUUUAGCUUUGUGAGCCACUUGCGCUCAAAUCCCCGUGGCAGAUGACGGACCAACACACUCAGUGUACCUGGUGCCCGGGGGCGGGCAGGGUGAGGUCGACUUUGGAGACUGUGUCCACAAGUCACUCGGGGCACACCCACUUCAAACAAUCUGACGCGUCAUUAAACUACCUCGGUGCGCUAAGAGCCGUGGCUUGGAAGGCUGCCAACUGACGGGAGAACUCGGUCCACUGCUCUCAGGAUGGAGAGUCAGACUGCAAUGGCUCCUUCCUAAUAUGGCCUCUUUGGCACUCCCACUUAGUUGAUAUCCAAGACGUCCUCAUUUCUUGCUGUGUGAAAACCUGAUCCAUUGUACUCGGCCCUAACGUGUUUUACACGCCCAAAGGAGCUCUUCGGCUCUCUCAACUACUGAGCCCGAUCCCGCCUCCGGUCUUCCUGACUGUGUUGACACCAGGCCAAGAGUGAGGGUUGAGAGAGGACGCGAUAGGUGCAGUGAAAGUCUGCUAUCACUACACACUAAUUAGCGCGCAAGUCACCGUCGCUGCGCCCACCUCAUUGUGAGGCACACGAUGGACGUCGUCGACGGCGACGUUUUUCCCGUAUGAUUUUUGGGCUAAUUGACGCAACUCUAAUGUGCAAACAAGUUUGUUUGUCUACUCUUGCCCCUUGAAGCUGUCAUCCCAGUUGAGUCUGUUUUAGUAUACCUCAACUUGUGGAAUCACUACAGCCCUGAUCAUAAUCUUCGGUUGAGUACUUUCCAAGCCACGAUUUAGAUCAUGAUAGUUUGAAAGUUCGUUUUGUCGCUCAUAAUAAGAAAGUUAGCAUUUGGUAACUGCUGCGCCUACUGUAGACGUAAUUGGCCAAGGGACUGAUUUUGACGAAGUCCGGGUAGGCAUUCACUUCGAUUGGCAAAAAGAGACCAAAAAGCCUGCGCCCUUUUGCACGGACUGUUGUAACUAUGGUGGAUGGGCUAUCUCAUAAAAUGUUAACUGAAAUUCUGAAAAGGUUUCGACCACCUGCAUAAACUACAUUCCGCAAAAAAAUGAUUACUGGAGUAGCAUGAUUUAUUCCCAUUGAUUUUCAACGCCGUCAUAAAUUCAAAUAGAAAACAUGCAUAAAAAUACUUGUUCAUUUACUCACUUGAUAGCGAAAUGCGUCUUCUUCAAAUUUUAUACACUUCCUCAAUUUCCGACUAAUUUCGAAUCCGACCCACCGUUACACUUGCAUUCAUGGUUUCUGAACUAUAACCUGUAUGCUUUUCGUGCCAGGAAGAUCAUGUAUUUCUUUGUGCUAUUAUGAAGAGGACGCAGAGGACUCACAAAAUUUUGUAAUGGAUGUCUGCCAUGUCCAUUUUAUAAGCAGCAUUAAUAGAUGUCCUGAUGCGACUCUGUACAGUUACACACCUCAUGGUUCUGAAAAAUCCCAUAUCCGGAAACUUCUUGGAAGCCGAGAGCUACUUUUUCUUAGGUAUGGAAUUUUUAAAAAAACUUAUUUUGCUACCAAGUGGGAGAAAGAAUAUUUUUGGGCAUGUUUUUUAUAAAAUACAUUUGAAUUUAUAAGGACACCGAAAAUCAAUGGAAAAACCCCGUACUAACUAAUCAAUCGGUUUAUGCGGAAUGUAGUUUACGCGGGCGCUCGGGAAGGAGCUCGGUCGAAAGCCGGUAUCCUCACAUGACUGGAAUACCAUGGUAUUAUGCGGUAGGAUAAGUAGCAUGACAACCCUACAUGUGUAAUCUUUCCGAAUCGGGAACACAUUGCGAAAUUUCGGUUAACAUUUCAUGAGAUCACACACCGCCUGCACCUUUCGUUUUGUGGAUGUGUCAUCAAAAUUCUUCAAAAACAGCGAAGAGGUAAGGUUAUUGCGAAUGUGUUUGCCCUGAUUAAUAGACCUUUCUACAGAUUAUUGCACUUUUUGGUGUCGCGGCCCGUUUUAGUUUGACCACCGGUCGUUAACUGCAGUGCAAUUUUUUCUAAAUGCUAGGCCGUUUAGCUCAUAGAAGCUGGUUCAGGACAUAAAACGCUCAUAUUUUAUAAGUCGUUUAUUAGCUAAUUUGUCUUCAUAAAUUACCCAUUUGGGGACAAUUCUACCGUUUGGUUGUUUCGAACCCCAGCGCUCUUUUUCUGAGCCAUUUUACGUUUUUUUCUCCCAUCGUGUUUGUGUGUACUGUAGAACAGACCAUUAACUCGUUUCAUGUUACUUUUUCGCAGUCCCUGCCAGUUCCUGCGAAUGGGUAGGUAUCGACACUUGCCUCUGUUGGCGUUUUAUGCGAGAACACUUUUUCUAUUUUUUAAUCCACCCACACCCUUACUGCAGAACACGGAAAAAACACUCAGUCGAGUUGCACUCAUGGUUUUAACGACAAUUACCUUUCCAACGCUGAUUAGGAGUAGGACGAAAGCAGACUACAGCUUUAGCAACAAAAGCGAAAACAGUGGAAUGGCAUUAUCGGCAGGUGCUGCCUCUACUGGGGAAUGCAUACCUAAGGUCCUGACGCAAAGCAGUUGAUCAUUGAGCAACGCAUUCACCAUUGCACCAGAGCGCUCCUGUGCUUUCGGCGGGCAUCGGAAAUAUGCAGUAUUCACAUGAUUGCGGAGUGCAGCGGUCUACUCAAAUCGCAGGGUAGACAUGAGCAUUCACGCUUUGCCGUCGAGUAGUGUGGGCCAACAGCCCACGUUACUCGAUGGACAACUGACUACCGGGCUUCGAAUCCCGGUUGUGCAGUCCGGUGUUGGGACACCCGUGUGGCUGAUGACAGCAAAUAGGCCAGAAAUGGCCUUCAUUCCCAUGUCAUUAGAUACCUCAAUUAAUGCUUGCUAGUCGAUAUGUCACCUCCGGCGUUGAAUGUCGACACGCUGGUGUGGAUGGAAAGCGCAGAUAGUCAUUUCUGUCCCGCAAUGCGGAUUCAUCAGUGCACGUCUUACUCAGAUGCAAAAUGAUUGUUCAGCUUGCAAAAACUAACGCCCUGGUGCUCGGCCCGAAUGAUUUCCUCCAGAAUCAGCGUAAUUGUUGUUAUUACUUUUAAAAGGACGUAUAUUUUUAAACAAGAACACAAAGUAAACUUUCCCCUGAAACACAAGCUUUCGGGUCCAUCUGACCACUCAUCGCCUGGGUUAUCACCCGUAAGUAGUGUUUGCCGGCGUGUGUCAAUUUUCUCUGUGCUUACCCCGCUGGCUUUCAAUUCUUACAUGAAUACCAAAUUACGCCAGGAAUUUCAAACUAACGUCUAGGGAAGUCAGUAUGCUGUUUGCAUUGUCCUCUUGUGGAAUUUCAUAGUUCUGGAUGAAAACGGUCAGUUUUCCCUCUCUUAGUUUGUUUUUUGUUAGAUUUGCGGCUGCGAAACUUGCUUUCAUUUACUUUUGCAAACAAAUUUUUUUACUGUUCCUAUACUGAAUUAUAUUAAAACUUGACCACUUUUAGACCACCUGCAUCGCCAAAACCCGCACUACCGCCGAAAACGCGGAGGGAAUCCUGGGUACGUUAACCCUUUCGUACUCAGUACAUGUUUUAUUAACUCUUCGAAACCCAACCUUCUAUAUCUCCCGUUUUAUAUCUUCGAAUUCUGAAGUAGUAGUUUCACUGAAUAUCAUUUAGGCCUUUUGGUUUUGCCUCUUUAGUGAAUUGUAAACCUGUGCUCUUCUGAUUCCUAAACAGAGCCACAUCAGUAUAAAAAUUUGUAAGAUGUGGUUUGGUAGCCCCACCUGAUGGACACGAUACUGUUGGGGUUAGGGGUUAGGAUUUAGGAUUAGAGGUUAUAGUUAGGGGUUAGCGUAACUAUUUCUUAACCAUUCAAAUUACAACCGCGCAUUCCCAAUAGCUUUUCUUUUGCAUACAACUACUUGGCCUAGUCGCCUGUGCGUUCCCCGGCCUCACCUGUAAAAACCCCUAUUACCACCGAUCCCGUAUUAGAGGUGACUGGGGUUUGUUUACUUCAGUUGGGGCCACAUAACCACAUCUGGCCGAAAAAAUUGCUUCAGCUUAUAUCGAGCGGAAUACUGAAUGCAAGGUGUUCAGCAUACCCAUACGUCGAAUUCUACAGGGAUCACUAUCUCUCUGCAUUCUGUGCUCCUAUUUAUUGCCGCAAUUGUUAAUUAAAGAAUAUACACGAGCAGUUAAUAAUAAAGACUGUUCCACGCACUAUUGUUUGUUUACUGACGCAUCAGAAAUAAUCUUACAGACGCCGGUCUACCCACGAAUAGAAUGACCUCCCAGGUUCCACGUAUUGUAUCAUUAAAAUCACCAAAUGAACGUCUAACCUAUUGGCGACAGAAACAGGAGUUUUCACUGGGUAAGGUUGCUUCUUUAAUGGUCAUAUCGACCGUGCAUUGUCGGAGGAUAAUUUUUUCACUCAGUGUCCUCUCGAUGUGGUGCAUAAAGCAUAAGUGCCGUCAGUUUCUUGUGUCCUACUUAGAUUCGCUUGAUAACCGCCUCUGUGGUACCGGCCACGUUUGGUUGUCGUUUUUAUACCCCUUCUUAGCAGGGCAAUGGUCGCAGCCUAAGCGCCUUGCUCUGUACCUGACUUUUUGUUCCCCAAACCUCUUGUUGCAUGCUGGAUCAAUGCUUGGCGGUGCAGUACGAUGGUUGCCUCAAAGCGGCCAUGUGGCAACCGCCGUUCUGAAAUUUAUUUUGCCACCUGACGUCGCCUUUUCCAUGAUAUCAGUCUAUUUAAGACCGAACUCCAUCUCAACUUAGGCUGGGAUUGUCUUAGUCUGGUUGAGCUGAACCUGCGUAAGCUCUUGUUUACUGACACUCAUAAGACGGGUGUUUCACGCCAUUCCUGUCGGCGCACCCAGCCUCAUCGAAAGUCGGACAAAAUGCUCAGAUGGACCACUGGUUCGGAGGAAAGAGAAAAAAUUAAGGCCGAUACUGAGGCACUCUUCUUCAGCACAGUUCAACGCAUGCCUCAGUGCAAUACAUCAGGUGCACUUCAAACUGUUAAGGCGCGUUGGCAGUUGUGGCUUGGCUAGUUGCCAACUAACAGCAUAACUCAGUCCUCAUCAGAGCCAAGGGUCCUGCUGCAGUGUUGCUUUCUUUGUGGCACCCCAUUAUAGUAUCGGUUAAGUGGGUUUGAGACCGUCCUCCAUUCUUGUCUUAGUGAUGGAUAUUUGAGAGCGUGCUUGUGUGUAGUACGCCCAGCGGCGACAUUGGACGUUGUCAGCCAUGAUCAUUUCAGGUAACCUUGACCUUUUCUUGCCAUCAGAACACGCCGAUCGUAAGAACAGUGAAGUAAAGUGGAUGCGGUCUUUUUCACUCGCAAGACAUCCGAAAUACCGCGUGGUGACCUCGUUGUUUACUAGCGCAUACAGUUUUGCCUCUAGCCUGUCGAUGUUUACCCUUCACUGCUUCGAAAUGACGUCCUUCGGACUUUUUUGACUGCGCUUCCAUAUGCGGUCGUUUUGUGAUAGACGAGUGCCUUCUGUUUGUAGUACCGUAGUAGUAGUAGUAGUAGUAGUAGUAGUAGUAGUAGAAGAAGAAGAAGAAGAAGAAGAAGUAUCGGUCUGCAAAAGUUUGGUCUUUGUCUUAAGGAGAGAACUUCCUUAACAACCGCUGCCUCUUGUGUCUUUUCCAUGUUAAUUUAUGAGUAGCAGUUUCUCACUGAAGUAUUCCACAGUGUUACCUGUCUGGUCUUCAAACCAGGACUUGGGAAUUUCGACUAUUUAAACACCUAGUGAAAAGCGGAGCCAUGGAAUCGUUGAAGAUGUUUGCUCUAGAUGGGACACGACUGAAAACGCAUCUGGUCUGUCGGAGCGCACUUUCAAUUUGGAGAUUGACGUUUCAAAUGCGAGGGUUGGCAAACCGGGGAAAGCGUGUGUGACGCAAUGGGGCUCAUCAAAAAGGGCUUUAGUUUAAUAACGGGCUAAAUACAUCUGAUCGUCAAAAUCAUCCCACUCUCGUAUAACCACAAUUGGUUAUUGCUAAAGAAGAAGGCUGAUCGGGUUUUGUCUGUGGGAGAGCGCUGGCAUUGUUGACAGCUGCCUCAAUAAGGGAAGGCCGUGAAUUCCUGGUAGGCAAUGUACUCAGUUGAGGCAUGCAUCAAUAGCCAUGAGAGAUAUUUAAGGACAAAUGGAGGCGGACGCAGCAAAUACCUACGGAAUUACGAGAUACAAUUGACGCGUAUUUACGUAGGCUUAGACCAACCGCAGAAUCCUUUGUUAGCCGCGGUUAAAUACUUAACAGUUUUGUUCAUGACACAUAAUCCUGAAGACGGACUAGGGAUACGGUCUGGAAAAUUUGCGCAAUGGAGUUUUUUCGUUCUCAAACAAUUUUACCUCUUUCUUACGAAAUCUCCCGGGAUACCUGUUUUUCAAUAACUUAUAGUUCACUACAAGAUCGUCCUUAAUCUCGGAUUGUUUACCACUCAUGUCGACGUGGCCUUUUCUCAUUACUAUCCAUAUUCGUAAUCAAAUACCUGUUGCAAAUGCCUUCUUCACCAGAGACUAUUUUGCUUUGUGAACAAACAUGUCCGUGCCAUUUAGUCAGAUGCGCUCAAUCCACCCGAACCGCUGUCUCUCGGCAUCUAGCGUCCGAGUUUCUUAGGCAGGAUUUGUCGUUUUCUGGCGAAUAUUAUCUAAUUUUGUAGCUUCCAUUGGACAAGACUUACGCAAGCCGUUAGUAGGUUUCGGACAAAAAAAUACCAUCUAUACAAGCUUAGAUUCUGAAUUAAAUCGCCAAAAUAUCAUGCAAUUUUUUUAGACAGCGUCUUUCGCUUGAACAAAGGCCUGUGUCUGUAGUUUGUUACCUAGAAGCCAGUUAUCUCAGCCGCUGUACCUGGGCGUUUUCCUAGGCCUCUCCUGAAUUUGCGUCUGUAUGAUUUAAUUCGGGUUUUAACUAUAAGGGUUUUCCAGCGAGAACACGGUGACGCCAGUGGCCGCCUCCGGCCUAUAUGGCGUCUUCGGCCAGCUGCCCUCCACUUUCUGGCCGAAAUCCCAUAUAUAGUAGAUGUCGACCGAAAUUCUUAAAUGUAUUUUCGAUUCGAAAAGACUACUUAAGUAGGUUUGUAGCAGGGAUUAUCGUGCCGGGUAAUCCUAAUAUAUUUUGCUCACACCAGGAUUCCUGCUUUUGAACGAGCUUCAUUUCGGUCGUCUGCAAAAUCUGCUUUCUGUAGAAAGUGGCUACUUGACAGUACAGUACUUUUCCGUUGAUUUUCGAUGCCGUCAUAAGCUCAAUUAUAUUUUGUAGAAAACGCACACAAAAAUACUCUCUCCUACCCACUUGAUUGCAGAUUACGUCUUCUUUGAGUUCUAUGCUCAAAGGAGAGGUAUAUUUCGGUUUUAAAAAAGUUUCUAAUUAUGAGCUUUGGAAGACCGUGAAAUGUCCAACCAUACAGCAUAACAUCAGCAGGGUUGUGAAUGUUACUCAUAAAGUAUACAACCUGGUUCACGUCCACUUUACAAUUUUAUGAGUCCAAUAUAUCAUCUUCCAAACGAUGUACAGAAGUGUGUGACAUUCCUUUGAUAGAUGCAAUGCAUCAUGUAGUUUGGAAGCCCUGAAUAAAAGUGUAAUGACAGGUCGGGUUUAAAAUCAUCCGGAAAUUGAAGAGGUUUUUCAAAACCGGAAGAUACCCACUCAUCGUGUUGCAGAUUUGAAGAAAACGUAAUCUGCCACCAAAUGGUUGCGAGAGAAAAUAUUUUUUUGCGUUUUCUACAAAAUGUAGUUGAAUUUGUGAGGGCACCGAAAAUGAACGAGAAAAAUUCAUGCUAUUUCAGUAGCCAUUUUCUCAAAGUGCAGUUUUUUAGGCCGCCGAAAAGAAGCUCAUUCAAGGACCGGCAUCCGAUACCAAGAAUCAGCCCUCGAUUGAGUAGUCCAGCUUGCAUACUAUUCGCCCGCACCACAUGACCAGGGUUGGGGAGCGCGUUGUUUCCCGCGGACGCCUUAGCAUGGACCGUAAUACUUUAGUCAUACAGAUUUCAUGUGGUUUCUGGGUGAUUUCGGAUACGGGUUGGUCGCCAGCAGCCGUCCGGAUUGUUUGUUCGAGGUUGCCUCCUCUAGCGCUUUGGCUUAAAAGCCUAACCACAGGGCAGCGAUGGCAGUAAGAUGUGGUUAUGUAGCCCCACCUGAUGGACACAAUACUGUUGGGGUUUGAUUUAGGGUUAGGGGCUAUGGUGAAGGAUUAGGGGCUGGGGGUUAGAGUUAGGGGUUAUGGUAAGGGUUAGGGCAAUUAUUUUUCAAUCAAGGAAAGUACAACCGCGCAUUCCCAAUAGCUUUUUUUGCAUUGAACUGCUUAACAUCGUCGCCUGUGCGUUCCUCGGCCCCACGCGUAAAAACCCAUAUCACCACCAGUCCUCUAUUACAGGUGGCUGGGUUUGUUUACUUCAGGUGAGUCUACAUCGCCACAUCUGACCCCGAUUACAAACAGACUUAUUUAAUGACGGUUUACGGUCGCCCUGUCACAAUGCCGUCAUUUGGCUUUGCGGCUUUUUAUAAGGCUUUCAGCGUGCCAGACCUCAGUCCUCCGCACCCUGGUGGCACUGUCGCUGAUGGUCCGCGACUGCUCGUUCGUCAGACCUGAGUCUGAUUAUUUCGAAAUUAACCUUCACUGAAGACCGUUCCACUAUCCGCCACCUGUGAACGCUCCGGGUAGCCAGCAGCAACCCCUUUUGCCUACUGAUUGAUGGCUGUAAUUAAACCCUCUGCGGUCAUGUUAGUCUCCUUGUUUCUGUCCCGGCAAUACUUCCGAUUGCCCAUUAUUCAUCACUUUCACCGUUCUUGCAAGGGAACGUUACCAUAUCUUUGAGAAAGAAGUUGACUUUGUCGGUUGGCAGUGCAACAGCCAUGGCUACCAUGUUUCACCCAUCCAGUUAUUCUUCCUUUCCUGUGACUACGUCGCAGAUGUUCGCAUCAGCCCUGACCCUGUCUUCCAAUUUCCUAAAUGUUCACACUUCCCGUACGUACGUUUGCAGAAUUCUGCGAUAUCUUCCACCGCUGCCAACAAGGACCAAUUUCGGCAACCGGAGAACCUGCGGCCCUGCCGUAAUUCGACCCUUCUCCCACCUAGUGUGCGUAAUCAAUCCUUUGUCUGCAUUAGGCAGACUUUGUCAUCAAGUUAACAUUGCUUUGUCAUUUUGGAUUUUGAAGAAACUGUCAAGCAGAGGUCAAUAGGUUGGUACUAUCUCUGUUUUUGUCUCGCGCUGCAACAUCCUGUGAUGGUUCAAUUUGCCCUAACCAUUCAGUCACACGCCUUUUCUCCAUGUGUAUUCCUGUAUACGGACACAGGGAGCCAAACCUGGUAGUGGUGGUGGAACCUAAAACGUACCGUAGCGCACAAAGGUCUAUGUGCUAUCUCAAGAAAUGUUAACCGCGAUUGUGAAACACGUUUUCGAUUCGAAAAGAUUACUAAGAUAGGGUUGUAAUAUUUAUUAUCAUGCUGCAUAAUCCUAAGAUGUCGGCCUUUUAAUGAGCAUCUUUUUUGGCCACCUCCAAGAACUGCACUCUGCAAAAAUGACUACUUAAGUGGUAAGAAUGUUCCUCUUUAAUUUCCAAUGCCUUUGUAAACUAAUUUGUAUUGUUUACAAAACCUAUACAAAAAUAUUCCUUAUUGCACUCAUUUGGUAGCAGAUUGCGUCUUCUCCAAGGUUCUUAUUUGAAGAAAUAGUAUUUUUGGUUUUACAAGAAAUUUCUUAUCAUGGAAUCCUUUAAGACCAUGAAAUUUCCAUUCAUACAGCAUCGCAUCGGCAUGUUUAUUAGUGCCACUUAUAAAGUAUACAAUCUGACUCACGUCCACUGCACAAUUUUGUGAGUCCAAUAUGCCAUCUUCCAAACGGUAUAGGAAAAUGUUUGAUAUUCCUUUGAUGGAAUGCAAUAUAUCAUCUAGUUUGGAAACGCCGAAUGCAGGCGUAGCGGCAUGUGGGGCAAAAAGUAUUCGGGAAUUGAAACGUCUUUAAGAACCGAACGAUGUUUUGUCUUUAGCAGCAGGUUUGGUGAAGACGCAACUUGCUACCAAGCGAACACAAGAGAGGAUAUUUUGUGCAUGUUUUCUGUAUAAUAUAUUUGAGUUUCUAAAAGCGUCGAGAAUCAGAAAAAAAUCAUGCCACUUUAGUAGUCGUUUUUUGCAGUGUGAUUUCUAUAGGCGGCCGAAAAGAAGCUCAUUCGAAAGCUGGCGUCCUGGCGUGAGUGAAAUAUUUUAGGAUUGUGUUGCACGAUAAUUGAUAUUACAACGCUACUUUAGUAAUCUUUUCGAAUCAAAAAACAUAUUUUAGAAUUUCGAUUAACAUUUCAUGAGAUGGCAUAUCUACUGCAUGUUUAAUGAACCACUUUAUCCCAAGUCACCUCCAGUUUGCAUUACUUUGGUUUGCAAUUCUAACCACGGAUGUCAUCAGCUCAGUUCUGAAUUUCUUCUGGUCUAAUCCUCUUCAGGUCUCUUUAGAAUUUUGCCACGCAGCAGCGAUCAUACCUUGGCCCACUCUCCUUUAUGGAGGCAGUUUGGUUCUUGGGUACAGAACUAAUUUAGGAUGGUUUCCCCUUUAUGUAAGACGCUGUAUAUCGACUGUUCCUGCGCGGCAGCACGAUACUAGCCACUGCGCUGUAUAUGUACUAUACAGUAGGCGACCUAUCACAUAAAAUCUGAUGCCAGAAACUGAUGUGGUAUUUUUGUCCCUCAUAAACGUUUCACAUUCAGUCUCUUCAAAGAAAUGUCCUUUUCUUGUGCAGAGAAUGUGUUAAAGUAAUAUUGUCAAGCAAAGUAUUCAUAAAUUUGGGCGAAAAUGGACGUUGCAAUAUAUAUAUAUAGGCAAUCUCCUAUGCUAAUACCUGUCCUAGACACCUUUCAUGCGUUAGGUAACACAGUGUACAUCGACGUUCCCUGUGCGAAAACAUCAUAAUGGCAGUGUUAGUUCAGUCACUACGCUCAGUCUCACCUCCGGGCGGCACGACCGGAAGUUUUCUCACCGAAGCACAGUGGCAGCAAUGGCUCUGCUCAGACCCUCCUUACCAUAAUCCCUUUCACGCGUUCGUCACUACUGCCCAGCCAGUAGCAUUCCUUUAUCAAGGAUUUCGGGCAAACAGCAUGAUAUGCGAAGAUCGCAUUUGAGAAUACUGAGCAGGGAUUAUCAGUAAAUUCGUGGCUUCAUAUAAUUGGUGUUUAGAAACAUUGCUAUUGGGUUGUUGUUUUUGACGGUAUGAUCGUCCAAUUUUUUGCUGACUAGCACAGUAGCGAGUGAACCGACCAAGCACGGCGGUAUUCAUCGACUCCUACCUCCCAUUUCCAGUCAACUGCACUUCAAUACGUUGCUGGAGUUAGAAUAAAUUUCGAGAGGUGACAGGUCUGAGGCUCCCUGUCUUCAUUAUAAUCUCCCUUGUGCGUACAUCCGAUCUGUCCCUCACAAGAUUGUUGUUCGAGAUUAGCUGACAAAGUACUGUGUUGUUCUUGUGACUCUCUGGACAGACUGUCUUUCUGAUGAACCAAGAACCAAUUGAAAAUCAUCUGUUUCGUUGCCGUUUGCUCCACUCCUAAAUGCAAUUUAUUUUUUUUUAUUUUGUCCUCUAGCCACUUACACCUUCGCGAGAGGUAGCCUGGGUCAUUGUUGAAGAUUUUGGGACUUCUCAGAAUACCGAAAGUAGACUAUCAGUCAGGGUAAUUGGUCCCACCCUCCUUACGAACUCCCACUUUUCCUAUCUGGCCUAGAGACUGAUUGCUGCCCUUUCGUUGGCGUAGGACGGCGAAGUACUUCGGUGGAUCAAUUUUGAAGAGGAUAUACUGAACGGUGACACCGAACUGAGCAAUGACGCUUUCCUCGAAUGUGAAAAGUGGACUGGCGAAGCUGUGGUUUUGCCUUCUGAGUGUGUCCGAGUUCUUCGCGACAGACGCGAAUUGGCCGUUUACUUGAGCAAGCGCCCUCGGGCUGAAGUGAUAACUGAAUAUAUUACGGCAUCGCCAGAAGGCCUGUAUCUUAGGGUAUGCUUCUUUUGAACGUUUCGUUUCGACAUUUUGGGUGAUUUCGUCUUUCAUUUCAAAAGUAUUUCCUGCAUUUUCAAACUUACAAUUUCAUUCUGAUUCAAUUUCGAUGUUAGCCUGCAGAACUAGCAACCCCGUCAAGCUUAAGCAUAUUUAGCUCUAAUCUUUUUGUUUUGUACAGAAUUCUAUAAUUGUCACUGCACUGCCUAACUGGGUUUGACAGACUCAUGUGGUCGCCUUGGCAGGACGUGAGAAUAGUAACGUCCCACCCUAGUUAUAAAGGUGAACCUGCGCAUAAAUUUCCUUGAUGCAUUCGUUCUGGGAUUGUCAACUUCAUGAUUACUAUAACUUUCUCCGAAUGCUGCAUCGUUCCGUUCAAGUAAGACUUAUUAUUUUAAAAUUAGUUCCGACCGGUCACGUCUGGCAAUGGCUCUUUGCCUGUUAGCGAUCCGGUAUUUUCAUUUAACGCUUUUUCAUUUAUUGUGCCGUUUUUCCUGACGCGUCGUCUAGUCGAUAUAUCCCGCGCAUCUGGUGUCCACAAAUCUUCCCACAUUAUGCUCGGUUCCGGCGUAGUUGGUACGGUCAACAUCCGAUCGUUUCUGUUCACGACAUUGCUGUGCUCGUCUUUUAGAGAUGAGAUAAUGCAUAAAUCCAUUUUUCUCGAACAGCUAUCUGUCACUGAGUUCGCCCGAAGUAGGUGGUUUGAUUAUUUCGGUAUGGUGAAGGAGCCCGUGUUUUUUGUGUACUAUAGUGCAGAUGAUGACCCCAAAACGGGCUACGCGGUUGAUGCGCUGGACCAACAUGGAUACCAUAUUGGAUUCUGGCAGGCGGUAUCUGGAAUGCACACCAGGAUGCGGUGGCAGUCCCAGUUGUCGACUCACGUCGCGCCGACUGGGCUCCCUGUUGUCCCCCAAUUGUUGUUGUUAGUUAAAAUUCUGGUCAAGUGUUUGUUGUGGACCAAGCGGUGUUGUAGUAAGCCUUUGUGUGGGUCCAGCCGUGCCAGUCACUUGCGCCAUCUCCUGCAUUCGGUCUUCUUGGCUAUGUCUUGACACCGAGCCCAGGUGGGGGAGGAGGAGAGAGUCCGGUUGGUACUGCGCAAGUCUAUCACUUUAAAUUAAUUCACGCACAAGUCACCGUGCCUGCUCUCAACCUACUGAGAGCACGCAGUGGACAUCGUCGGUCAUGACGGUCGAACUGUCGUGUAUUGCUGAUGAUGCGCUCAAAGACGUUAGUGGAAGAUCGGUUCUCCUUGCCGCUCAUCACGCAAAGUUUUACGCCAAAAUGAUUUAUAAAUUUGAAGGGGACGUACAAUGCGGCCCAACUUUGCGUAUUACUUUUAAUUGCCUGCGGAUUCUUACAAAGGUAUCGUUGUUUGGUUUGGGUACACUGAUUGCCUUUUUGCAAGAUAACAUACAUUUUCACUUAAAUAUCACAUUCGGCUUAUUUUUCGGUUGGCAUACACUCUAAUCUGGUAUACUUUGACUUUGCUGGCGACCUUAGCGGUUUACCUGUGUUCCGCUGUUCUGCAUCAUUAUGUCGUGCCGUUGACUCGACGUUCCCACUUUACCCUUAUGCGGUUCGCCAACGGCAUUUGUCCUUGAGUUUCUACUGGCCAUUUCGCUGCCUUAAUCUUUGAACAUAGCGUCUUAUUGUGCAGGCGCUAUAUUUUGCUUCAUUAGGUUUUUGGUGUUAAAUUUCUCUAUUAUUCAAUUUUCCGGGUCGCUUUCAUGGUUAUGCACGGGCCUAUUUAAACCUAUUCACUGAAUUAGACCAUUUUUAUAAAACUGUAUCCUUUUUCACCGCUCUCUUUCUCAUCCAUUAGCCCCACCCAUUUAACGCCCACCUCCGCCGGUCUCGUUAGGCAUGAUGACCUACCCUCUUCGUUCUGGAUGGGGUCGCAUAUUGCAUCGUUGCCGUAAAUCUUAAGUGCAAACUUUCGAAAGGAAUUAUUUUGUAUUAGGAACUGCAAGUGCCAUUGCAUGCGCACUGUCAAAAUAAUUAGCUUCCUUAGACGCUACUGGUGAUUAUAAUUGCCUGUCAUAGGCCCCUUUUAUCUUCAAACCAUAAUUCAACGACGCAUGGAUUAGUGUGGCAUCAGGUUUCAUGAGUAGUGUCAUUUGGCUCAGUCUACAUUGUGCCCGAAAGCAUCUUCAGGCUCGCUCGAGUUGCAUGUGCUUCUUGGCGUGAAUGCGAUUUCGAGGGGACGCUUUUUUAGACCGUUUGGCAGAACUUUCGAAAAGUGCAUGUGCAUGCUGGUUUUCUUAGAUGAGGCGGACCCCUGCCAUUGAAAGCACGCUUCACGUGCACGGUAGCUGCAUCAUCACGCUUUUGCAGCUUCUUCUCCAUAUCUAUAAUUAUCAGCACCACCCAUCAGAAAAGUUCAACUCUUUAGAGGAUUCUCGAUGCACAGAUCACCCAAUGUCAAAUCCAGGCAACCCGACAAGCGUUGUCAACUUUUUUACUCAGUCAUAUAACUGUCUUGCAGUCACGCCGCUUCUUCAACGGUCAUGUUCUUUUUCGUAGGCUGGUGAGCUAAUUUACCUUCACCGCGAAAUGGAUGACGGCAGUUUCUACGCCUCCAACAAAUUCGGCCAAAGAUGUGUUGUUCCUCUGAGUGUGUUAAAUAUUCUGACACCCUGCGAGACUGGAAAGCGCAGGUAGACCCUUUCUUCUUUUUCUUAACAGAAGUCGUUUCAUUUAUUUUCAUUUUGUUGACUUUUUUGAAGUUUAUCCUUCCUUUUCUCUCCAACAAUAGACCAAUUUUCUGA